Molecule: messenger RNA, 2009 nt
Organism: Selaginella moellendorffii
Lineage: Eukaryota; Viridiplantae; Streptophyta; Lycopodiopsida; Selaginellales; Selaginellaceae
Product: shikimate O-hydroxycinnamoyltransferase
Exons: 2
Coding region: 496-1875 (459 amino acids)
Molecular function (GO): acyltransferase activity, transferring groups other than amino-acyl groups
Source: RefSeq, a predicted model, not a curated record
ACCAGAUGGAGCAUUGUGUACGAGAGGAUGAAUGGAAAGACGAUAAUACGAAGCCGUGACGCGGCCGCGCACAACUCUGUCACACAGAGGAAAUAAAAAUCAAACAAUCACACGAUCAAAAGAACAAAAGGAAAUGCGGCCUCCAGAAUCUAGCCGGCUUGACGUGGGUUUGGAGCGCUGGAGGAGGCGUAGGGAAUCGAGGGCUUCACAAUCUCCAUCUCCUGUCGCUCCCUGGAGCUGUGAUUCUCCUCGCGGAGAGUGCUGCUCUCCUGACGGUCGGCGUACAGUUUUCUGUCAAUCACGCAUUGAUUUUUUUCUGACAUAAGAGAAUGUGCGAUAAGCACGUUCUUCUCAUGGGAUCUUCGCGAAGAAACGUCUCGUGUGGGAUUGGGAUGAUCUAAGUUUGUGAGUGUAUACCGAAAGUUUUUGUGGUGUUCUUUCUCCCUCUCUUGAGUGUUUUUGUGGUUUUUGUGGAUUUCAUCUUUGGUUGCAAAGAUGGUUGUGCGCGUAGAGUCCGUGUCCACGAUCGUUCCAGCGGUCCCAACACCGCAGCCCUGCACUCUCUGGCUUUGCAACUUCCAAAUCCAGGUCCUGGGCGAUAACUACAUCAAGCAAGUUUACUACUACCCAGCUGCUCUGGAUCACGUAAGCUCUUUCGAUUCGCUGGUGGCGAGCUUGAAGGACUCGCUCUCCCGGAUCCUCGUCCCGUACUAUCCUCUAGCCGGGAGGCCCAGGAUCGCCGGCCUCGACCGCCCCAUCCUCGAGUGCAACGACCGCGGCAUCGAGUUCGUGGUGGCCUUCGCCGAUGCGAGCUUCGGCGACUGGGGCAAUUCCAUGAAGCAGUGCUCCAUCGAGCAGGAGCUCAACCCGGCCCAGACCGCGAUCACCGAUCCGGAGAACUUCCCUCAGCUCAAAGUUCAGGUGACCAAGUUCCGGUGUGGCGGGAUAGCUCUGGGCCUCGUCACCAGCCACACCCUCCUGGACGGCUCCUCGUUCUUCCCCUUCCUCAAGGCCUGGUCGGAGCUCCACCGGGGAUUCCCACCGCCGAAUCCACCGCCCAGCUUCGACUCCAGCCUCCUCAAGGCGCGGGAUCCGCCCUGCGUCACCGUGCCGGUCCGGGACUUCGUUGCUGUGACCCCCGCCAUCGCCGAGGAGAUGGACAAGGCCGCCCAGGACUUCAAGCCCAGUUACCACGUCCGGGCAUUCCACAUGAACGAGCAGCAGCUCGCGGAGCUCAAGCACGAGAUCGCGUCUGGCCCGUUCGCCUACGGCAGCAGCCCAACCUCCUUCGAGGCCGUCUCGGGUCUCGUCUGGAAGUGCAUCACCGAGGCCCGUGACUUCGACGACUCGGUGACCAACACUUACAUCUACGCGGUGUCCACCAAGGUGGGCAGAAACCGGUGGCAGCCACCGAUGCCGAGCGAGUACUGCGGCACCUCCUCCUUCACGCUCUGCCUGCCGUGCGCCGUGGGCGAUCUCAAGACCAAGCACGUCUCCCACGCCGCGCGGCUCUUCCACGAGGAUGUCCGCAACGUAGGCCAGGAGAGGAUCCAGUCUACCAUCGACUGGAUGGAGGAGACGCUGCGCAAGGGCCAUGAUAUCGGGCUCAACGUCUCCCCACCCAGCACCGGGAUGGGGAUCUUCAGCAUCAGCUUGCACUCGUUCCCGGUGUACGAGUUUGAGUUUGGGUGGGGGCGGCCGGCCCACUUCUCGAUGGUGCUGGAGUCGUGGUAUGGCAACGGGGUGAUGGUGCUACUUCCCACGCCUCAGGGCGGGAUGCGAGAGCGCCGGAUUGUGGUGAUGCUGCUCGAGGAGCAGAUGAAGAGGCUGCUGCAAAGCGAGCUCUUUGCGAGGUUUACAACCCUGGACUGCUAGUUCCUCUCCGCACAGGAGCUUCAAAUAAGAUUGGCGAAUGGUCCCCUUGACUCCAUGGUAUGGGCCCUGUUUCUGUGGUUUUCAUCACGCAAGCUUUCGAUAGAAAUCAAUGCACGAAGGCUACUUUUGUUUUU